GUCACACGCUGCAUUGUCACUAGAGGAAGAGAACAGACCAGGGUUUAAGAGAUCAUGGAAGGGCCUGAAGGCCUGGGAGUCAACCGGGAUAUUCAUGCAGGGAAUGAGACCAUUGAUCUGGAGGACAGAGAGCACCAGGCGGGCUGGGUGAGAGUCAGGGUGGAAGAGAGCUGGUUCAAUGUGGAGCGGGCCUUGCUUGAGAGGAAAAGCAACUACUUCACUGCCCUCUUUCAGUCUGGGAUGACAGAAAUUCAUCAGGAUGUGCUCCAUCUGAAAGGUGGAGUGCGUGCAAGGGGUUUCCUCAUCGCCCUUGCUGUCUGCAGGGGAGAAACCCCCUCUCUCGGUGACCCGGAUGAGCUUGUAGAAGCCGUUGAGUGUGCAGCUUUCCUGCAGGUUGACUGCUUGGUGCAGCAUCUUUGUGACAUUAUCGACUCAGACAACUGCUUCUUGCUUUACCACGCAGCCUCCGUCUUUGGGGUGCAUGCACUCUAUCACAAUGCUGCCCUUUUUCUGUGUGAUGCUUUUCAAGAUUUGCAGGACGCAGCUGAGAAUAUGAUUCCUGACGAACUGCUUCAAUAUUCUCAAUCAUUGUCUCCAGCUUCUUACAUUGCUCUUGGCACGCACUCUCCUUCAAUGGAAGGGCUGCACGACUCUUUUAGGGUGGUUUGCUACCUUGAUGAAGAAGAAGGAGAUUGGAAACAUCUGACAAACCUCCCAAAUCUCUGUAGCACCUCCAUGGCGGGAGUUGCAGUGCUUGACAAUCAAUUGUACAUUGUGGGGGGAGUUUACGGCUACGGUAAAGACACUGUGGACAGCAGCUUCUGCUACAACCCCGAGUCUGGGGUUUGGACUGCUCUUCCAGGUCCCCAGCAACUAAGAUAUGACUUCACCCUGCUGGGGCUCGAAGGACGACUCUAUGCCAUUGGUGGCGAAUUCCAAAAACGGAUGAUUUCAACAGCAGAGAGUUACGACGUUGGAAAAGGAGAGUGGACAUUUAUAAAAAAUGCACCCAGACCUGUUACAUCUGCAGCUUGUGCUGUUGCAAGAAGGCGGAUGUUUGUUUGCUUCUGGAAACCCCCAGACUCUACAGAUAUUUAUGAAUACAUACCAGUGAGAGACGAGUGGAGACUUGUGUCCACAAUGAUCAAACCUCAGAGCUAUGGCCACUGUAUGGUAGCCCACAGAGACAAUUUAUAUGUAAUGCGCAACGGGCCUUCUGAUGACUUUCUUCGCUGCCGGAUGGAUUGCUACAACAUCACCACAGGCCAGUGGACAGCCAUGCCUGGGAACUACAUCAACAGCAAGGGGGCGCUGUUCUCUGCAAUGAUAAGGGGGGAUUCUGUGUUCACGGUGAAACACAUGCUCACUCUUGAAUACUCCAUCACUGGAGAUGGAUGGAAGCCCCGCAGGCACAUGAAGGGGUUUCCAAAGAGUGGUUCACUUUGGACGUGUUUACUCAGGCUUCCCAAGACAGGGCCAGUUGUGCCACAGCUGGAUGCAGAAGGAGAGGAAGACGAAAUGACUUUGACAGACACAUCUGAGGGAUUUGUGGAAGCUCUACUGCAAAUGUGAAACACUGCACAAUUGGAAAACAAUGUUUAGUUUUUGAGAGUUUCUAAGCUAAAAUACUAAGAAUUUUACAACACUAAAA
Eleginops maclovinus (Patagonian blennie) is the source of this 1651-nucleotide messenger RNA. Its product is annotated as kelch repeat and BTB domain-containing protein 13. Gene Ontology annotation, molecular function: protein binding. The coding region runs from base 55 to 1572 and encodes 505 amino acids. The transcript has a single exon. Lineage: Eukaryota; Metazoa; Chordata; Actinopteri; Perciformes; Eleginopidae. The record is from RefSeq and is a predicted model, not a curated record.